CCUCACGGCAGUGCCUGGGCGAUGCGAUGCUGUUGCUGUGGGUUUGAUUGACAGGAAACAUGUCGGUGUGGUGGGAGAGAACCGGGAUGCAGCUGCUGCCAAGGGAGACAGGGAGUACCUGCAUCCAAUCCACACAUCAGCACCUUUAAAACCACCAGGCUUUCCCCCGAAACGUCUGCUUAUGAUGCGCUGAACAGCUUCUCUUUCUAUUUUGAACAUCCAUUUGAAACGAAGGGGCACCCAAUGGAUGCUGUGGCAAACCGUGUAGUCCCGCUCGGUAUCUUCAUAUUGUGUUUGAUGUAGCCUACAACCAGAGACACCUGGAUGAAACAGCAGGAACUACGAGGACUGUUGCUGCAAUGGAGUCGAGUCUCUCACGGCUCAAACCCCGUCUGUAAACCUACAACAUCUCGUUUCAUGGCGUUUUGCAGGUUGCUCUGUUCCGUGGGCUUCUCCACGUAUCUUUUCUGAAUUAUUGCUAUUAUUAUUAUUAUUUUUGUUGUUGUUUUGAAUUUUAAGUGCAAAGGGAAAAUAACGACAACUGCUCGCAAAACUAUGAACGAGGAGAUGACAAAAAGCGAGGAGCAGCAUCUUAGUUUGCAGAAAGCCUUGCAGCAGUGCGAGUUGGUGCAAAAUAUGAUAGACAUAAGCAUUUCUAGUUUGGAGGGUUUACGGACCAAAUGUGCCACAUCCAACGACUUGACACAAAAAGAGAUACGAACGCUGGAGGGGAAGUUGGUGAAGUACUUCAGCCGCCAGCUGUCCUGUAAGUGCAAAGUGGCCUUAGAGGAGCGCAGCGCCGAGCUGGAGGACUUCCCUCGCCUCGGCCACUGGUUCCGCAUCGUCAACUUGAGGAAAGAGGUCACACAGGAGAUGAGCCCACGUGAGGUGACCCUGGAGGGCCUGCUGGAUUUGAGCGAGGAGCAGGUGUGUGAGCUGCUGCAGAAGUUUGGUGCCAAUGAAGAGGAGUGCGCCCGACUCAAUGCCUCCCUCUCCUGCCUCAGAAGGGCCCACCAGCUCGAACAACUUGAGGAGGAUAAAUUGCACACUAACGGAGGGAGCCAGGCGAAGCAGGAUUGGUCCAUCCAGUGGCCCACCUCUGAAUCGGGCAAAGAAAACACUCCGGUGUGCCAGCCAGAGGCCAGUCAGUGGAUCCGGUUCCAGCUCUCCCAAAGCCCCAAAGUCCAGUCCAAGUACAACCAGCACAUGUGCCACAGCCCCCAGGCCCUGGCCCCCCCUUUAUAUGCCGAUCGACUGACCGUCGACAGCCCCGCCACAGGGCUCUUCAAUCCCUUGGACUCUGGUCAUCGCUCCCUGCCCCCAUCACCCCGCCAGAGGCAUUUUGGCCAUACACCUCCUCGGACUCCCUUGGUGGUCAACACCAUGACCCCGCCUGGCACUCCCCCCAUGCGGCGAAGGAACAAAGUGAAGGCCCCAGGAACGCCACCUCCGCCGAGCCGCAAGCUCAUCCAUCUGCUGCCGGGCUUCACCGCACUGCACCGCAGCAAAUCCCACGAGUUCCAGCUGGGGAACCGCUUGGAUGACACACAGACACCAAAAGCCAAGAAGAAGACCAAGCCCUUGAACCUUAAGAUACACAGCAGUGUGGGCAGCUGUGAGAAUCUCCCCACGCAGCGCUCGCCCCUCCACACUGAACGAUCUCUGCGAUCCUUCUUCUUCCCCUCCUUCAUCCCUUCCACACCUCCUGUCCAUGCUGAAACACCCUCUGCAAACACUCUCUCAGUGCCUCGCUGGUCCCCACAGAUUCCCCGAAGAGAUCUGGGAAACUCAAUAAAACACAGGUUUUCCACAAAGUAUUGGAUGUCCCAGACAUGCAUAGUAUGUGGAAAGGGAAUGUUGUUUGGACUGAAAUGUAAAAACUGCAAGCUGAAGUGCCACAACAAAUGCACCAAAGAAGCCCCACCUUGCCAUUUACUGAUCAUACAGCGAGGCGGACGAGAAUCCCUCAAAGACCACCAAGGAACAACUCAAGUAGCUCGUCUGGUACGGACCGAAUCAGUGCCGUGUGACAUCAACAACCCGCUCAGGUACACAGACCUGCACAUCAGUCAGACGCUCCCCAAAACCAACAAAAUCAACAAGGAUCACAUCCCAGUCCCGUACCAACCAGACUCCAGCAGUAAUCCCUCAUCCACCACCUCCUCCACCCCGUCCUCCCCAGCUCCUCCCCUGCCCAGCAGUGCCACACCUCCCUCGCCACUGCAUCCCUCCCCACAGUCAGCGCGGCAACAGAAACAGUUCAACUUGACAGCCUCCAGUUAUUUCAAAUACAAACAGCAGUUCAUCUUUCCAGAUGUUGCUCCAGAAGCUCCUCCAAGCAGAGCACCACAGGUCAUCCUGCACCCUGUCCUGUCUGAACCAGGGAAUGAAGGCAACCCUUUACUUCAAAUCGAAGUUGAACCUACAUCAGACAAUGAGGAGGGCAACGACGAGGACUCCGGUGACGAGUUUGAGGAGAUGAACCUGUCGCUCCUGUCGGCUCGCAACUUCCCGCGCAAGGCCAGCCAGACCAGCAUCUUCCUGCAGGAGUGGGACAUCCCGUUUGAGCAGCUGGAGAUUGGAGAGAUGAUCGGUAAGGGACGCUUCGGCAAAGUUUUCCAUGGACGCUGGCACGGUGAGGUGGCCAUCCGCUUGAUCGACAUCGAGCGCGACAACGAGGACCAGCUCAAGGCCUUCAAGCGUGAGGUGAUGGCUUACCGCAACACUCGCCACGAGAAUGUGGUGCUGUUUAUGGGGGCCUGCAUGAGCCCACCACAUCUGGCCAUCAUCACCAGCUUGUGUAAAGGCAGGACACUUUAUUCUGUGGUGCGCGAUGCCAAGGUUGUCCUGGAUGUUAAUAAGACCAGACAGAUUGCACAAGAGAUGGUCAAGGGAAUGGGCUACCUUCAUGCUAAGGGGAUUUUACAUAAAGACAUGAAGUCCAAGAAUGUGUUUUAUGACAACGGCAAAGUCGUCAUCACUGACUUUGGACUCUUCACUAUAUCUGGGGUUUUGCAGGCUGGCAGCCGGAGAGAAGACAAACUGAGGAUCCCCAAUGGCUGGCUGUGUCACCUGGCCCCAGAAAUCAUCCAGCAGCUCUCUCCGGACACGGAGGAAGACAAGCUUCCCUUCUCCAAACAGUCAGAUGUCUUUGCUUUUGGCACCAUCUGGUACGAGUUACACGCACGUGAGUGGCCUUACAAGAGUCAGCCAGCAGAGGUGAUCAUAUGGCAGAUUGGCAGUGGGAUGAAGCCCAACCUAGCCCAAACUGGCAUGGGGAAGGAGAUUUCAGACAUUCUGCUUCUGUGCUGGGCGUACAAGCAGGAAGAGCGGCCCAGCUUCUCCAAGCUGGUAGAUUUACUGGAAAAGUUGCCAAAACGGAACCGUCGCCUUUCCCACCCAGGGCACUUCUGGAAGUCAGCUGAGCUGUAACGGAGGCAUCGAUGGGACUGUGUCUUUGCGUGAAGCUCGUCCUCAGCUCUGCUCACAUCUGCUCCACCGCCUGCCUGCCCUACCGCCCACCCACCCUUUCUUGCCCCACCCUGCUUCCACAACCCCCACCUUUCCUGCUCCUCCUUCUUUCUCCAGCUCUGACAUAUACAUAUUUCCCCUAAUGCCUGAUUGGACCCUUUAGCAGUCAGUAUUGUCCCACUUUGCCAGAGUGGGUGACAAAUAUGCCGCAGACUUUCAAACAGAGAGGCCUUUCUCCGCUCUAUGCCUGAAGCCCCUCCCCAAAAUGACACCCUUGUCUUUCUGUUGAGGAAUUUCAACAUGCAUACAACACCAUUCAUGCCAUGCUGCAACUCAUCUUAAGCUGCAAAUAUGUUUUUUAAUACCAUGAUUGUGCAACAUAUCAUUCUCAGCUUUUUAGGGAGCCCCUGAGAGAAAUUUUCACAAAAGCUACAAAACUGUUUUAAAUUAUAUCUGGAGUGUGAAAUUAUGCAAAUGAGUCAUUUUUACAUACUUUGAAGUUACUGCGGUCAGUCAUUUUGGUCGCAAUCCUAUGAAGACCUUUUAUCUCCACAAAGUCAACUUAUAAUGAGCAAUGAAGCAAAAUACUCUGAUUUUGGGUUCUAUCACAAUGCAUUUGGAAUUUUUAGGCCUAAGGAAUAGGAAACUUUCUUUCAACCCUAAAAGUAACAUUUAAUCUUUUAGUUUAUCUGAAAACUUAAAAGUCACCAAAUUUGGAGAUUCAUAGUUUGCAUCGGGUAGCGAAGCAUGGCCACUGUGCUUCAAGAUGUGUAUUUUUGUGAUACCAACUUUACCAAGUAAUGUAUCACUUAUACAUUAUUUUUCACUACAUUUUGUUUUUCAAACAAAGUUUUUUCUUUCUUUUAUUUUGUAUUGUGCCUGUAACCAAAAACAGUCCCACACCACAACAUGCAACCCAUGCAUCUCCUAGAAAUUACGAUAAUAUACUACUAAUUUGCAAAAGUAAAUACAUUUUGGGAAAGACAUAAUUCUACCUGAAGUACGUAAUGAGGCACACUGAGCAUGAUAAUAAUGAAGAAAUGUAUUUAAUAAGCGUAUCUGCCAAGUUGCAAAAUGUUCAUAGAAACAUCUUUCAGUAGUGUUCCCUACAAUAGCCACCCUUGCAAUUCAGUAUCUGCUCAUAUCAACUAAAGCAUUAUUAACAUUUUUUAUGGUUAAGUUUAGGCGAUCGCAGCACUUGGUUAAGGUUAGGAAAAGAUUGGGGUCUUGGUUGAAUAUUGAAAAACUCAAAAGUGACUUGAAGCAAGACCGAAAACACAAUCUUUCCCAAACCUUUACCAAAGUGCUUUUGUUGCCUAAACCUAACCACAAGCUGGACUGCAAACCCAGAUCUCUGGCAUCACACCUUUGUAUGCCCACGAUCAACCCUGAUCUACCCACCUAUGACUUCUGUGCGGUACAAACAUGUAGCGCUUCAUUCGCUCGAAAUAACAUUGCCUAUGAACACAAUCCAGGCAAGGCAGAGAUUACGUUUCAUACCACAGUGUAAGUGGGAAAACAAGUUAGUAGUAUGUAGCGUAAUGUAACUUCUAGGAGGCAGGGUUGACAUGAUGCAACAGUUUGAAUGUUGUUCAGUUGUGUGAAUGCUACACAUCGUACAUAGCUGCACAGCACAUCAACAGACAUCUACUGGUGGCUACUAAGCAGCUGCGUCUGUGCAGUCGGGAGGUUAUGUGCCUUGUUCAAGGGCACCUCAGCAGCUGUGGAUAUUAAGGAAAAAGUGAUUUUUUAUUUUUGUUUCCCAGUUGAUUCCAGGAUUUUUUUUUUCUGAAUGAACACAUGUAUGAUUGUUUAAAUUCUCUGCUUCCAAAACGCUCCCAAUUGGUACAAGAAAAGCCAACACUUCUCUUUAGUGCUAUCUGUGCACACUGAAAGUCAUUUUGUCAGUCUCUGCUAUUAUUUUUUUCUUUCGAAGAGAAAUUGUUAAACUUAAACAAAGCUGUUUAUGUCACAUCUACUUUAAACUCAGAACCAGGCUUCUUUACUGGACAAGCUCGAGCAAGUUAUUGCUUGUGAGAAAAGAUGGAGUGGUAUCAAAUGCUGGUGGAGGGAAUCAAACCUUCCAAUGAGAAUAUCUCAGUUUAAUUGAUUCUAUUACAUGGUCUACUAACUUAGAAAUAUGCAGAACCCAUUUGUCUGGACUGACAAAUUAAUCUCUUCCCAGUGGGUGAAGAAGAAUGAAAUUGAUUUCAAAAACCCUGUACCCACCAGAUGAAUGUUAAAAUAUCUCCAUUGAUAUUCGCAUCCAGUGGAAUGAAUGUGAGUUUUCUUUUUCUCUGAGGAAUUUAUGUGUAAAACAUUAAAUAUCCAAGUGAUGAGAGUGUUUUUUGUGAAUCACAGUGUGCAUGCUGUUUGAGCAAAUUACACAGACACUAAAAUACUGAUAAUUGGACAGAAUACUUACAUGUGUGUUUAUGAGAGACAGUGAGCUAAUAGAUUAUUUGAACUCUUGUAGGUGUCUAAUGACCUCAAGGCUAUGCAAUUGAUAUAAAGAGAACAUACAGUUAAAUAUUUUACUAAAGUACCGAUUUAAUAGGCUUAACUACUCAUCUUGACAGUUUUGAGUAUGCAUUUAACAUUUUUCUAGUGGUAAUCAAAAACAAAUCCAAGUAGUUUUUUUUGUCUUUCAAUACACCUGCAACUUUCACAUACAUUUAAGGCAUGUUUUGAUUUGUUUAGGGAACCCAUCUUCCAGUAAGGUCUGAUUCUCAUAUGCUAAUCAAGAUGGAGAAUGAAAUGUUAAACCUCCCUGUACAGUCUUUGGUGAGAGCACUUGAGGCUUCACUCCUGUAAAUUUGAUCUACGGUCUACAGAGGCAGCUUGCAAAUCACUUAUUUGCGAUUCAGGGAUGGUCUGUAGCACUUGAACAGCCGCAGCCACUACAUAUGGUGUAGUACAUCUUCGAUGCACCCAUUGCAAAGAAUCCCAUGUAAACAUGCCAAUGCUUGGACAGAGUGAAUAGGAAAAGCUCUGGUUUGUAAUUGCCCUGCAUAUAUUUGUUAGGACAGCUGCUCUUACACGCACACAAUAAUGCAGCUAUUAUCAAUAAUGUGAGCAAGUAAGAGUCUGAUUAAGCUAUUAACAUGGUUUCAUCCUGUGAAAACUCCCUCCAGUUCAUAAUACCUUUUUCAUGAGUGAUGUAAUUUUUUCUUUCAUUCUGACAGGAUCGUGGAAAGGUUUUCUUUUCUUUAUUUUCACCAUGUCCUGCCGCUAUCUAAUUUGAAAUGAAUUACAACGAUGAUUUUAUACAACAAAUUCCAAAUCUAUUUCAAAGUGAACAAUACUCAAUCACUAUAUAGGGACAUAGGUGAAAUCUUUUAUUUAUUUUUUUUAGUAUGAGCCAUGUUUAAAAGCUCCAGGCAGACUGCCUACAGCUUUACAGACUCCUGCUACAUACUGUCUUGGUUUUAAACUGACAGACCACUUAGAAGAACUACAACUAUUUUGCUUCACAUGUGUUGCUGACAUUAAAGGAUAAGGCUGGUGAAUAUUUAAUAUUUUUCUUACUGUCAACAAAUCCCAUGAAAAGACCAAAACUAACAAUGUGUUAAUCCAUCUCUCAGUACUUUCUCACUUCCCUACCCUGUCUAUCUUUCAUGGUGUCAUGUUAAGUAUAUGGUAUUUAAAUGAACUUUGCCCUGCUCACAUAAUUGUCCUAUUCACAUUUUUGAUGUGCAUGUAAAAAUGUCCACUAUGUUUGUCUUAGAAAGGAAAUGAAAGGAAAAGAAACUUGUAAUUUGUCCACACUGCUUAAUAAUUUUGAUCACGACACAAAUAUAUAUUCCACUUGGCGCCCACAAUAUUUAAAAGUUUGAAACGCCUUUCCUAACUAGCUCCCGCUGGUUUAAAACAGUUCUUUUCAGACUGCAUCCUGUAUGAGUGUACACAGUGUGGGCAGAGGAUGAACCGCGUUAGACAUAUUUCUUGUCAAUUCCUCUUAACCUUCCUACAUGUACUUGGCUAAUAGGGCCCUGUUGAGAUCAAACACAGUGGCAGGACAUCAAAAAAAAAGGAAAGGGGAAAAAAACACAAUUCACAGAAGAAGAAAGGCAGCUCUAGACAGCAAAAUGAGCUGUUCUUAGCUACCCUGUUCGUCUAAUUCCCUCUUGCUCAACAAAAUAUUGACAUAUAUAUAAGUAUCGUGCCACACAGUCAUCUGUUGGAAACCAGCUUCAUACAGAUGAGUGCAUGCAAAGAUGUGUAUUUUCCUACACAGAAUUCCUCCUAGAAUUGUACACGGUUCAUUGUUCAUUCAACAAUGACAAACAUGACAGUCUGUAGGAAUUGUAUGGAUACAUAUGAGCUUGAUGCAUGUGUAACUGACUUUAAUUCUGUAAAAUAAAUUAUAUUAUAAAAGAACAAAAUGUGUUAAAAGAUACAGUUUUAAGAUCCUGCAUUUGAAUUAGCUUUAAAGUAAUAGUUUGACACUUUUGGAAAUACACUUAUUCGCUUUUUUGCGGAGAGUUAGAUGAGAAGAUCGCUACCGCUCUUGCGCUGUAUGGUAAAUAAGUUGCUGGAACCAGCAGCAGGUUAGCUUAGCUUAGCAUAAAGGCAGGAAAGGGGGAAACAGCUAACCUGGCUCUGUCUGAAGGUUAAAAAAAUUUGCCAACCAGCACCCCUUAAAGCUCAC
Siniperca chuatsi (mandarin fish) is the source of this 8122-nucleotide messenger RNA. RefSeq names its product kinase suppressor of ras 2 (gene ksr2). Gene Ontology annotation, biological process: protein phosphorylation. Gene Ontology annotation, molecular function: protein kinase activity; ATP binding. The record is from RefSeq and is a predicted model, not a curated record. The coding region runs from base 556 to 3432 and encodes 958 amino acids. Lineage: Eukaryota; Metazoa; Chordata; Actinopteri; Centrarchiformes; Sinipercidae. The transcript is spliced from 22 exons.